Carya illinoinensis is the source of this 4662-nucleotide messenger RNA. RefSeq lists its product as uncharacterized. The record is from RefSeq and is a predicted model, not a curated record. Lineage: Eukaryota; Viridiplantae; Streptophyta; Magnoliopsida; Fagales; Juglandaceae. Gene Ontology annotation, molecular function: DNA helicase activity. The transcript has 4 exons. The coding region runs from base 1 to 4662 and encodes 1553 amino acids. Gene Ontology annotation, biological process: DNA repair; telomere maintenance.
AUGGUUGAUUUUCAAGAUUCAACGCCAUCUGAUAUUGAUCAAAUGAUUAUAUCAAUCGAUGAUACAUCAAAUGAUCAUCUCGAACCUAUUGGCAAUAUUGAAACUUCUAAUAUUCAACAAUACCAUGGAAAGAAGCCCAGAAUUUCUCGCCGUAAUUUUAACAUUCUUGGAAUGACCUCCUCAGAAGAGCCUAGCAUAUGCCCAAAUGUUCAUCUCCUUGCUGAAAAUUCAAAAGAAUCUACACAAUUAAAUAUUUCAUACAGUUCUUCUGCUGGCUCAAAUUAUUCUGUAAAUUUGUCGAAAGGAAAGUCAACAAAUGCACGAACAGAAACAAGUCAAAUUUCUGAACAACUUAUGGUCCAACAGGUUCUUCUUGUUGAUCAAUCACAAUCAAGUGCUCAAAAAAAUAUGCGAAGAUGUACUUUUGGCAGAUUACGUCGUCAUAAUGUUGUACAUAGACAGAUAUUACAAAAUGUUCCAGUUGAAGCAAAUUAUUUACCAAAUAUGCCACAUUGUCAGCAUUGCAAAGCAAAAAGAUUCUUUCAUGAAACAAACAAUUUCUGCUGUGCUGAUGGAUCAAUCUCUUUGGUUACAAAUGAUGUUCCAGAUCAACUCUAUAAUCUGUUUGUUUCAAAUACUGCUGAAUCUACACAAUUUCGGACAUAUGUUCGAACGUACAACAACAAAUUUGCUUUCACAUCUUUUGGAGUUAAAUUUGAUAGAAAUUUAUGUCGAAGAAACAGAGGAAUAUAUACAUUUCGAGCUCAAGGUCAAAUUUAUCACUAUCUCCCUGAUUUGAUUCCUUCAGAUGGUCAACCUUCUAAUUUGCAGCUAUAUUUCUAUGACAUUGAACAUGAAUUUGAGAAUCGCAUUGUUGACUCAAUCAGAAUGGAUCCUUCUAUUAUUGCUCAACUUAUGGAUCUCCUUCGUGUAAAUCCAUAUUCAACAUUUUUUCGAUUUAUUGGUGAUUUACCAAAUUUAGAAUAUCAAAAAAUCUGUAUAAAAUCAGAUCCUGGUUUAGAUCAACGGGUGUUUAAUGCCCCAACAUCAUCAGAAGUUGCAGCUAUUUGGGUUGAAAAUGAUGAUUCAGAACAUUUAACACCUCGUGAUAUUUUCGUAUUUAAUCAUGUUGGCGGGAGUCAUUUAGUUCAAUAUUAUUUUGGAUGCUAUGAUCCACUUCAGUAUCCUCUGUUGUUUCCUCUCGGAGAUAUUGGAUGGCACCAAGGCAUACAAAGAAUUAACAAAAGAAUUGCAUCUGUAUCUGCCAAUAACUGCACAACUCAAUUAAUUGAUCCUCAUCAAUCAACAUCAGCAGAAGAAUUACUCAGAAGAGAAGAACAAGUUUUAAAGAAAAAGAGAAAAGAUCCCAUUGUUUCUUGCCGUGAAUAUUACUGUUACAAGUUGCAAAUUAGAGAAAAUCUGAAAUCUAUUCUUCUAAUCUCUGGCCGACUUCUUCAACAAUUUGUUGUUGACAUGUAUAUCAAGAUAGAGACUUCAAGGUUAGAUUAUUUUCGUUGCAAUCAACAACAUAUUCGAUCUGAAUUAUAUCAAGGCAUUGUUGAUAGCAUUAAUCUUGGACAAACAAAUGCUUCAAGAAUUGGGAAACGUAUAAUUUUGCCUUCAUCUUUUAUUGGAGGCCCAAGAGAUAUGCAAAAAAGAUAUUUAGAAGCAAUGGCUUUAGUUCAACGAUAUGGCAAACCAGAUAUUUUUUUGACAAUGACAUGUAAUCCAAACUGGAAAGAGAUCUCAACUCAAUUGUUACCACAUGAGGAAACCCAAAAUCGACCUGACUUAAUUGCUCGAAUUUUUAGAGCAAAAUUAGAGGAUCUGAAGUAUGAACUAUUCAAACGAGAAAUAUUUGGAAAAAUCUCAGCAUAUGUUUAUGUUAUUGAGCACCAAAAAAGAGGACUUCCACAUGCUCAUUUCUUAAUUAUAUUGCGUCAAGAUUGGAAAUUAUACGCACCAGAAUCUUUUGAUGAGAUCGUAUCUGCUGAAUUACCUGACAAAGACAACAACUUACAUCUCUAUACAACUGUUAUUAAGCAUAUGAUGCAUGGCCCAUGUGGAGUUCUAAAUCCAACAAAUGUAUGCAUGAAAAAAAAUGGUUGUUGCAAAAAUAAUUACCCAAAACAAUUUGUGUCAAACACUGUUGUUGGAAAUGAUUGCUUCCCAAUAUACAAACGCUGCAACAAUGGAAGAACAGCCAAAAUCAGAGGACAUGAUUUAGAUAAUCGUUGGGUUGUUCCAUAUAACCCUUAUUUACUUGCAAUGUUUGACUGCCAUAUUAAUGUUGAGAUAUGUUCUACAAUAAAAGCUGUCAAGUAUCUCUACAAAUACAUUUAUAAAGGCCAUGAUCGUGUUGCCUUCAAUCUGGUUUCUGAACAAAGCACUCAACAGAUUGAUGAAAUUGAAAGAUUUCAAUCAGCUCGAUGGAUUACUCCACCAGAAGCUAUGUGGAGAAUAUUUGGCUUUAUUAUCAAUGAAGUUCAUCCAGCAGUCUAUAGCUUACAUUUACAUCUUGAAAAUCAGCACCAAGUUACUUUCCGUGCACAUGAAAACUUAACAAAUGUGAUAAACUCUGACUUUUCAGCAAAGUCAAUGCUGACUGAAUUUUUCGCAACAAAUCAAGUUGAUCAGAAUGCCAGAAAAUUGUUGUAUAAAGAAUUUCCUGAAUUUUAUGUUUGGAGCCAACAAUACAAAAUGUGGACUAUUCGGAAAAAACAGGUUGUGAUAGGUCGAAUUGUUACAGCAAAUCCUUUUGAAGGAGAAAGGUAUUAUCUGCGGAUGUUAUUAAAUCAUAUAAGAGGUCCUUUAUCAUUUGAUCAUCUCAAAACUGUCAAUGGUAUCUUGGCCCCCACAUUUCGUGAAGCUGCAACUAUGUAUGGUUUAUUACAGAGAGAUGACAGUUUAGAAGAAUGCUUAUACGAAGCCUCUCUUUACCAAAUGCCUUUCAGUUUAAGAAGACUAUUUGCAACAAUUUUGGUUUACUGUAAUCCUACAAAUCCAAGAGAUCUCUGGGAACGCUUUGAACAAGAUAUGUCUGCUGAUUUUCAAUUAGUUGAAAGUUCUUCAUCAACUGUUAGAACUGAGACUUUACGCUCCAUCUCCACAAUAUUUGAAUCAAUGGGUAGAAACAUUAAUUCGUUCCACCUUAUCAACCAAAACAUUGAUUUUGAUCAAGAUGAGUUUUUGUUUAGAGAAAUUGAUGAUGAAUUAGCUGUUCCAAUUCCAGAAGAAGAUCUUCAUGCAUCAACACUGCUUAAUUGCGAACAACAAAAUGCUUAUAAUUCUAUCUUACAAAAAGUUUUGUCAGAUGAACCUGCGAUGUUCUUUAUUGAUGGUCCUGGUGGUACAGGAAAAACAUUUUUAUACAAAGCACUCCUUGCUACAACAAGAACAAAGCAAUUAAUUGCUCUUGCAACUGCUUCAUCUGGUGUAGCUGCAUCAAUCUUACCUGGAGGUCGAACUGCACAUUCACGAUUCAAAAUUCCGCUACAUACCAACAAAAAUCUCACAUGUAGUGUCAGCAAACAAAGUGGACUUGCAAGAUUACUACAAAAAGUAAAGUUGAUCAUAUGGGAUGAAGCUCCUAUGUCAAGAAAAGAAUCUAUAGAAGCAUUGGAUAAAAUGCUAAAGGAUAUUAAUGAUUCAGAAUUAUCUUUUGGUGGAAAAGUUAUUGUAUUUGGUGGAGACUUUCGUCAGAUUUUACCUGUGGUCCCAAAAGGAACAAGACAACAACAGAUUGAUGCCAGCUUAGUUUCUUCCUACUUAUGGCCAAAAUUGACAAAAAUUCGUUUAACUGAAAAUAUGCGUGCAAGAUUAGAUCCAGACUUCUCAAAAUACAUAUUGGAUUUAGGGAAUGGGUUACCACCAAUCACAAUUAAUGAAUGCGUCAGAAUUCCUGCAGUCAUGUUAAUUCCAUAUGAAAAUGAUGCUGCUUCUUUGGAUCAUUUGGUGGAUACUGUUUUUCAUAAUAUUUCUGAUUAUUCAACAAAUAUUUCAAGCAUGAUGAAUCGAGCUAUAUUGACACCAAAAAACAGUUAUGUUGAUGAAAUAAACACUUUGUUGAUUCAGAGAUUUCCUGGAGAGUUAAAACAAUAUUACAGUUUUGAUGAAACAAUCGACGCAUCUGAACAGGCAGUCAUGGAAGAUUUCUUACAUACUUUAACACCAAAUGGACUUCCUCCACAUGAAUUAUUGUUGAAACAAAACUGUCCAAUCAUGUUAUUGAGAAACAUCAAUCCUUCAGAAGGGCUAUGCAAUGGAACACGACUAAUCUGUCGCAAUUUUGAUCGUAACAUUAUUCAUGCAGAAAUUGCAGUUGGUCAUCACAGUGGCAAAAAUGUUUUUAUUCCAAGAAUUCCAUUUUUACCAAAUCCUGAUGAAAACAGUGGUUUCCCAUUCAAACGAACUCAAUUCCCUGUUAAACUAAGCUUUGCAAUGAGUAUAAACAAGUCACAAGGACAGACAUUAGAUUUUGUUGGGAUAUAUUUACCACAUCCAGUUUUCUCACAUGGACAAUUAUAUGUAGCUUUAUCAAGAGCUAAGACUAUUUCUGCAAUCAAGAUUCUGAUACGACCAAUCUCAACUGAUGAACCAGAAAAAAACUGCACAAAAAAUAUUGUCUACACAGACUUAUUAACAUUGGCCUCCUCUGACUGA